This is a messenger RNA of Psilocybe cubensis, 822 nucleotides long. RefSeq lists its product as uncharacterized. Bases 1 to 822 code for a protein of 273 amino acids. NCBI's taxonomy places the organism in Eukaryota, Fungi, Basidiomycota, Agaricomycetes, Agaricales, Agrocybaceae. The record is from RefSeq and is a predicted model, not a curated record. The transcript is spliced from 2 exons.
AUGCCCCAUUUGAGAGUGUUAUCUCUAAAGGGCACGCCAUUCAAAACAUUCUCCCUUGAUGCACCAUGGUUGGGCCAAUUACGUCGUCUUACUUUGUCAGAUCUGCAUGGAUUUGAUGCAACGGAAGUGCCCUAUGCACUUGCUCGCCUUCCUCUCCUGGAGCAUCUAGUGCUAGAACUCGCACUCCCGAGGGAUGCAUGGGAGCUGGUGGAACCAAUUCUGCCCCGCCUUCGCAGCUUGUACAUCACGGACUCCUUCUCCGCAGCGGCUUAUCUUUUGAGGUACAUCGCUCCCAGUGAUGGUUAUUCUCUUUCCAUGGAUUUACAGGUAUCCAACCUUAUAAUGCCCAGCCAGGAAACGCGCUAUUUUUGCGAUGCAAUAAAACGCUAUAUCAACAACUCUUUUAGAUGCGGUUCGACCUCCGAGUCAUUACUUUUUGUACCAGGCCCUCGAAGUUUCAUUUUCAAGGGCUCUAAAGCUCAAAUAACUUUCCCUGUAUCCAAAUUCUUGGAAGAUAGGAACAGGAUUGGAAACCCAAUAACGAUGCUCGACAUAACAGCGUUAAGCAACCAUGCCUCGGAAAAUCUGGACAGUGGUUUUGAUGGUGUUGUACCAGACUGGACACACUUGGACUAUGAAUUCCCAGGAUUGUGGGUUGGAUACAGCAUGUCGGGUUAUAAAUGUGGCACCGGUGCACCAGAGAAGUUGGGCCUUUUGGGUAGGAACUUGAAACCGGAAUCAACGCCUGAUAUUGCGAGCAGCACCGUACACGGUCCGAGUACAACAAAGAUCUUGUUUGAAGAUCUUAUGUAUUACUAUUAA